Molecule: messenger RNA, 788 nt
Organism: Thamnophis sirtalis
Lineage: Eukaryota; Metazoa; Chordata; Lepidosauria; Squamata; Natricidae
Source: RefSeq, a predicted model, not a curated record
AUCAACAAUAUUAGCUGACAGCAAGUGAUGGAUGACAGCAAGUCUGAAACGAUGGUAGAUAUUAUUCGCCUUAACGUUGGAGGCUUUAUGUAUACCGCUAGACGUGAAUCGUUAUGCCGUUUUAAGGAUUCGAUGUUAGCAGCCAUGUUCAGUGGAAGAUUUCCUUUAAAAAUGGAUAAUUCAGGAGCAUGUCUUAUCGAUCGUGAUGGCAAUCUUUUUAAAUACCUCUUAAAUUAUCUUCAUGGAGAAGUUUGGAUUCCUGAAAAUGAGGAAACACGAAUGGCAUUACAAGAAGAAGCUGAUUAUUUCGGCAUCCCUUACCCUUACAGUCUUGUUGACCAUCUAGCUAAUGAAAUGGAGACAUACUGCUUUAAAACAAAUGUAGAACUUAAGAAGGCACUUGUAGGUUUUUGUGACUCUUAUGGCUUAAUCUGCACUAAACCAACAGUUUGGGUCUUGCAUUACCUCAACACUUCUGGUGCCAGCUGUGAGAGUAGAGUAAUUGGAAUAUAUGCGACAAAAGCAGAUGGAAUAACUGCAGUUGAAAAGGAACUAGGAGGACGAAUACAUAGUAAAAAUAUUUACAAAAGAGAGGCUGGAAACAACAUCCAGUACAUUUGGAGUUACUAUUCAGUAACAGAAUUGAAGAAGAUAAUGGAUGCAUUUGAGGCUUGGGAAGGAAGAGGUGCCAGCUACUGGCGAGUACCACAGGAGCUGAUGGAGUGUUGGACUCUUGAGGAGCAUUCUUUGAAAGGAAGCCUUCAGAAUAUGUCUCCCGUACGUAAACG